AUGUCCAAGUUCACACUACGCUGGGGUAUCCUCGCAACCGGAGGCAUCGCUGAGGCUUUCUCGAGAGAUCUGACCGUCAACCCCGAGACUCGCGAUGUCAAGGACAUCAAGCAUGAGAUUGUUGCCGCCGCCAGCUCAAGUAGCGCCAGCCGUGCCGGUGAUUUCUUGAAGAAGGUUGGCGCAUCUUCAUCAGCAAAGGCAUAUGGAUCGUACGAAGAGCUGGUUGCCGACAAGGAUGUCGAUAUCAUUUACGUCGCCACUCCCCAUUCGCACCACUACCAAAAUGCUAUGCUCUGUCUCGAGGCUGGCAAGAAUGUCCUCUGUGAGAAAGCAUUCACCGUCAAUGCUGCUCAGGCAAAGAAGCUGGCAGAAAAGGCAAAGGAGAAGAACUUGUUUUUGAUGGAGGCUGUCUGGACAAGAUACUUCCCUCUGUCCAUCUACGUUCGCGACAUCAUCACUUCUGGCAAGAUUGGUACCGUCCACCGCACCUUUGCCGAUCUCUCAAUUGGCGCUCAGCCCGAGGAAGCCUUUGACAACUCUCACCGCAUGGUCAACCCCGACUUGGCUGGAGGCGCUCUCCUCGACCUGGGCAUCUACGCAUUGACUUGGGUCUUCCAGACUCUCUACCACACACAACCCGAGUCCGCACGCCAGGCCCCCACCGUCGUCUCAUCUCUCAAAAAGUACCCCACCGGCGCCGACGAGAUGACCACCAUGCUGGUCACCUUCCCCCGCUCCUCUGAGCUGGGUGGCGACGCCCACGGCAUUGCCACUACUGCCUUCCGCACAACCCCCGACCCCGACGGCAAAGGCAGCGCCGGCCCAGCCAUACGCAUCCAAGGCGACAAGGGCGAAGUCCAAGUCUUCCACCCUGCCUACCGCCCCACCAAGACCAAGCUCAUUCUCUCCGACGGCACUGUAGAAGAAAAGGAGUUUGUCCAACCCGGUGAGGGCCAUGGUAUGUUCUGGGAGGCCGACGAGUGUGCGUUUGCGCUCAAGGAAGGCAGAAAGGAAGGCAAGUACGAGGGCUUGAAGGAGAGUAUUGUAAUUAUGGAGGUCAUGGAUGAGGUGCGCAAGCAGAACGGCAUGACUUAUCCUGACAAGAUUGAGACGACCGAGUACCCUACAAAGCUUUAG
Aureobasidium namibiae CBS 147.97 is the source of this 1137-nucleotide messenger RNA. RefSeq names its product NAD(P)-binding protein. Bases 1 to 1137 code for a protein of 378 amino acids. NCBI's taxonomy places the organism in Eukaryota, Fungi, Ascomycota, Dothideomycetes, Dothideales, Saccotheciaceae. The transcript has 4 exons. The record is from RefSeq and is a predicted model, not a curated record. Gene Ontology annotation, molecular function: nucleotide binding.